Messenger RNA from Ichthyophthirius multifiliis, 213 nucleotides. RefSeq lists its product as hypothetical. The transcript has a single exon. Lineage: Eukaryota; Ciliophora; Oligohymenophorea; Hymenostomatida. The record is from RefSeq and is a predicted model, not a curated record.
AUGAUUUAGAAUAAGGGUAUUAUAUUUUUUAUUUAUUUUUAUUUUUUAUUCUCUAGAAAUGGAAGAUUAAGAGGUCCAUAAGGCGGAUUUAGAGGUCCUCCAGGAGGUUUUGGACCUUAAGGAGGUUUUGGUCCUUAAGGUGGAUUUGGAGGUCUAGGUGGAUUUGGAGGUUUAGGCGGGCCUGGUGGAUUAGGUGGACCUUCAUUCUUUUGA